UGAUACUUUGGAACAAGAAAAAGUGCCCAUACAGUGCCACAUACUGUAUUUGUGCAUAUGCAGCGUUGAUACAUGAUGCCCCUGAGGAACAGUAAACACAAGUGUAAGUGUUUUCAUGAUCAUCAGAAGAGGUGAUGUUGGGUAGCAGUGAAGGAUGUGAGACCAUUAGUCUCAGAAUGAAGAUGUUUAGGAGGAAGUCUCAAGUCUGGUUGUUUCCUGCAGAAUUCCACUCUCUCUCUUACCAUGAGCUGAUGUCAAAUGGAUCCCACGGGUCCUUUCAAAGGGUCGUGGAUGGAUAUGUGGACGAUGUUCACUUUGUCCAGUACCACAGCAGGACCAACACCACAGAAGCCAGGCAGGAGUGGAUGACUCGACUCACAGAGGAACAUACUGAGAGACAGAUGAACACAUGGGCUGAUGACCUGCAGGUCCAGACGCUGAUCUUAGAGGAGGCAAUGCAAAGACCGAACCUCACGACAGGUGCCCACUGGGUCCAGAGGAUUUCCAGAUGUAUGUGGGACGAUGAGACUGGAGAGGUCAUAGGUCAUCAUCGGUUUGCCUACGAUGGAAAAUACUUCCUUGGAUUCCACCUGCAGAAGAAACAGUGGGUCGCUCUGACAGCAGAAGCUGAGACCAUCAUAGGUGACCUGAACAGAAGAGUCACUCUGAACCAACGAGUCCAUGACUAUCUGACCCAGGACUGUCCUGAGAGGCUCCAGAUGUAUCUGCAGUAUGGCAGCAGCCAGCUGCUGAGAAAAGUGCCUCCCAAAGUGUUUCUCCUCCAGAAGAACUCCUCCUCUCCCAUUGUCUGCCUCGCCACAGCUUUCUUCCCAAAACACUGCGAGUUGUUCUGGAGGGAAGAUGGAGAGGUGUUGAGUGGUGACGAUGUGUUGAUGACGGACACUCUCCCGAACCAUGACGGGACUUUCCAAAGAAAGGCUGAGCUGCUGCGUCCUCCUGUCCGUCCUGAAGACUUGAGCCAGUACGAGUGUGUGUUCCAGAGCUACGGUCAGGACGACGUGACCCUCAGACUGGAUGAAGGACUCAAGCGAAACCCUGGUCAGAUCAGUCCCACCACCAUCGUCCUCAUCAUCCUCAUCUGUUCCAUCGCCAUUUUCGUCAUUGGUGCUUUGGUGUUUUGCCUCCGGAGCAGAAAUCACAGACCUUCAGAGAGAUGUUCUCAUCGUUUCUCUCGUUGUGCAGACACAAGUCAGAUCCAGGAAAGCUCAGCCCCAUCAGAAGAUCCAUGUCAUGGUGAGGAGCUUCAGCAACUGAGGGCAUGAAGAACAAAGCUGAAAAACAGGGUUUGGCUCAGCAGCCACCCCCUGAAUAAUGUUUAAGGAUUCUCUCUUUGGUUCAUUUCACAUUUGUAUGUGCUGUGUACUGUAGAUGUGAUCAUGUGUUACUUCUGCAAGUGUUCAGCCAGAACUCCACUGUUGAGUGAUUGCGGCAGCAUCACAUUGCAGUUUUCAGAUACACAGCUGACUGGAUAUUUACAUUUAGCACUGUUUUCAUGUGAACCUAGACAUUUCACCUCUGGCACAUGAACAAAUCCCUCUGUUAAUUCUUUGUUUUUUACAUUUAGAGGGAGUGUAUUUGUUUACAGCAGUGUUUUGUGUGAUUAUAUCAUGAUUCGCUUUUAUUUUGCACCACUUCCUUUUUCGCCUCCUUCUUUUUCCCUGAUUUGUUGGAGCUUUGCCAUAGACUUGGAACACAGCUGGAACUGAUCUACACAUCAUCAUCCCACCCUUUCUUCAACACCUUGCUUCCAGCAGCGAGUGCCAGAUCGAAUCAACUCGCAUCUUGGUAACUGGCUUCCGCCUAUCCUUCUCCUCAUCCACUCGCUCUCUGUGUUUUCUGAUCUCUUGGUUUAUUCUCCCUGGUGCCUGAGUUAGUGGUGUUUCAGUUCCUUGUUUGCUUCUGAUCUCCGUAUGUUUCACGUUUGCUCUGGUUUUAGUGUAGUUCUCUCGUGUGCUCGUUUGGACGAUCACGUUUGU
Messenger RNA from Synchiropus splendidus (mandarinfish), 1997 nucleotides. RefSeq names its product class I histocompatibility antigen, Gogo-A*0501 alpha chain-like. Gene Ontology annotation, cellular component: external side of plasma membrane. The record is from RefSeq and is a predicted model, not a curated record. The transcript is spliced from 4 exons. Gene Ontology annotation, biological process: immune response. Bases 135 to 1283 code for a protein of 382 amino acids. NCBI's taxonomy places the organism in Eukaryota, Metazoa, Chordata, Actinopteri, Syngnathiformes, Callionymidae.